UGAGGAUGAGGUACACAGAUUGUAAAGAAGAAAACUGGGAACUAACAUUAGAGAAAUGUUUAGGAGAGAAAAGAAAAGCAUGUAAUAAAAGAAAUGGUAUAAAUGAAAGAUCACCAGGAGAUAAAUGUUAUAAAGCACCAGAAUGUUCAUCACAUUUCCAUCGUAAAAGCACAAUGUCAACAGUAAAGUUUGGUGAGAUCAUCAAACCACCUGACACAUUCAUUCCCUUGCUCAAGUCACCCUUGAAACCGAGAGGUACAGUGGCAAAGUUUCAGAGGUAGAGCACAGGACUCAGGAGAUGCUGAGGUGCAAAACAAGAGUUUCAGAGGUAGAGCACAGGACUCAGGAGAUGCUGAGGUGCAAAACAAGAGUUUCAGAGGUACAGCACAGGACUCAGGAGAUGCUGAGGUGCAAAACAAGAGUUUCAGAGGUACAGCACAGGAGUUCCAGAGGUAGGUACUGUAUAGAGAAAUUUUAUGGAAGAAGGUGAAUGAAUCGCGAUAGAAAACCCAGAGAGAAGCCAAAAUAAAAAAUACGAAAUGAAGACUUGAAGUAAACACAAACGUUACUUACAAAUUGACAAGUUGAACGAACAGUGAAUCAUUCAUUCCAUCCAAUAAGGGAAUAUUAAGACAAUGAUGUUUUCCUUUUCCAAGUCCAAUCUCAAAACACGAUCCAGUACCUGAAAUCAUCAUGUUCGAUAAAAUUAUAAGUGAAUAAAGUAUGUUUCACUAGAAUUAUGAGUAAAAUA
Messenger RNA from Xenia sp. Carnegie-2017, 751 nucleotides. Its product is annotated as spermatogenesis-associated serine-rich protein 1-like. Bases 6 to 281 code for a protein of 91 amino acids. NCBI's taxonomy places the organism in Eukaryota, Metazoa, Cnidaria, Anthozoa, Malacalcyonacea, Xeniidae. The transcript has 4 exons. The record is from RefSeq and is a predicted model, not a curated record.